ACUUAUCUAGAUAUGUGUUGUUUUGGCGGCAUUCAAAACAUUUUUCAAAAUAGAAAUGAAUUUCUUCCAAAAAGUGCCAAAAAUCGAGCUCCAUGCUCACCUCAAUGGAUCGUUAAGUAACCACACGUUAGCCGAGCUUAAAGAGCUGAAGUAUGGGGCCAGCGAAAUAUCCGACAGCGAUGAGUAUUGCUUUUAUAAAAUAACCAACGGGAGUAAUCUUACUUUGAAAGAAUGCUUCCAAAAGUUCAAAUACGCUCAUGAUCUCACGGACCAACCGGAAACCCUGGCAUAUGCCACCAGAAAAGUCAUUGAAGAGUUCGCUGCCGACAACGUGGUAUAUCUGGAGCUGAGAACAACCCCUAAAAGCACUUCCAGCAUGAGCAAGCGUGUCUAUCUAGUCAUUGUGCUGGAAGCUAUAAGAAAAUCGAACCAGGAGAUCCCAACCAUCACAGUGAAAUUGAUCCCAUCAAUCGAUCGCUCGAAAGGGCUUCGCGAAGCGGAGGAAAAUGUUGCUCUGGUGUUGGAACUAGCCAAAAUUUACCCGGACAUUAUUAAAGCGAUGGAUUUGAGCGGAGCUCCAUUUGGGACCAAAUUUUCCGACUUCAGAGGAUUCCUCAGCAAAGCCCAAGCCGGUGGACUGAAAAUGGCCCUCCACUGUGGAGAAUUCGAUGACGAUGGCGAGGUGCAGGAGAUGUUCGAGUUCGGAACCGAUCGCAUCGGACACGGAACGUUCGUGAGGGGCGAGAGUCUUCAAUUUGCCAAAACCAAUCGAAUCCCGUUCGAAUGCUGUCUUACCAGCAAUGUCAAGUGUAGCACCGUGCGGUCGUUUGAAGAGCAUCACUUUAAGGCGCUUUGGAGCGAAGCAUUCGCUGUUUGCAUUUGUACCGAUGACUUUGGAGUGUUCGAUACGAGUUUGUCGAAAGAAUUGGAGAUAUGCUCCAAUGUUUACGGACUGACUACACAGGAUAUUUUAAAGCUUCAAAGACAAACGAUUGAUUAUACUUUUGCAAGCGACGACGAGAAGCAGUUCUUAGCUAGGAUUUUCGACGGUUUCAGCGAUUCACUAAAAGCUGAUUAAUUCGCAAUGGUUUUCUGUUCUUUUUAUUAUUAUCCUCUAUUAGUUACAUGUGUAUCUUCUAUGCCCUUUUUCAAUUACAUUUGAUUCGUUAGAAUCAACUAAUUAUCUA
Toxorhynchites rutilus septentrionalis is the source of this 1187-nucleotide messenger RNA. It is a transcript of the gene Ada, whose product is annotated as adenosine deaminase-like protein. The coding region runs from base 56 to 1078 and encodes 340 amino acids. Gene Ontology annotation, biological process: adenosine catabolic process; inosine biosynthetic process. The transcript has 5 exons. NCBI's taxonomy places the organism in Eukaryota, Metazoa, Arthropoda, Insecta, Diptera, Culicidae. The record is from RefSeq and is a predicted model, not a curated record. Gene Ontology annotation, molecular function: adenosine deaminase activity.